Nothoprocta perdicaria is the source of this 7978-nucleotide messenger RNA. It is a transcript of the gene ABCA3, whose product is annotated as ATP binding cassette subfamily A member 3. Gene Ontology annotation, biological process: lipid transport; transmembrane transport. The transcript is spliced from 31 exons. Gene Ontology annotation, molecular function: ATP binding; ABC-type transporter activity; ATP hydrolysis activity. The record is from RefSeq and is a predicted model, not a curated record. Bases 280 to 5397 code for a protein of 1705 amino acids. Lineage: Eukaryota; Metazoa; Chordata; Aves; Tinamiformes; Tinamidae. Gene Ontology annotation, cellular component: intracellular membrane-bounded organelle; membrane.
GCCUCGCAGAGAGUUUUAUUGCCCUAUUUCCCCACCCCUUAUACUGCAGCAGGAUUGUUGCUUUUCCGGCCUUUUUGGUCCGGUAGGUCUGCCGUGACAAUAGGAAGGAAAAGAAGAAAAUGGCAGCAGGGGCCGCGAGUGACCCCGCGGCCGAGCCCUGCUGCUUCUGGAUGCCACCAGCUCCGUUUGCCAGAUGGGACUUCCUGAGCGGAGAGACGCCCAAAGGCUCUGGCUGCUUCUAGCCCUACAGAGUGGUGGUGGUCUCCUGCUGAUGGAAGAAUGGUCGUGCUCAGGCAGUUUGGGCUGCUUCUCUGGAAGAAUUACAUUCUGCAGAAACGGCAGAUUUUGGUAACAGUCAUAGAAAUCUGCCUGCCGCUGCUGUUUGCUGCCAUCCUGAUCGCGCUCCGCCACCGCGUGCAUUCCGUCAGCCACCCCAAUGCCACCAUCUACCCGCCCCAGUCAGUGGAUGACCUGCCAGCCUUCUUCUACCACCGGCAYGCGGGCAACCCCUGGGAGCUGGCGUACGUCCCCUCCAACAGCACUGCCGUGAAGAGCAUUGCCGAGGCGGUAGAGAAAGCUCUGCCCAUCAGCAUUAAAGCUCAGGGCUUUUCCUCAGAGAGGGAAUUUGAGGAGUACGUGAGGCUGGACAACCGCUCUGGCAAUGUGCUGGCUGCUGUCGUGUUCAAGCACUCCUUCCAGCAGAGCAAGGCCCCCUUGCCGCUCCAGGUUGACUAUGAGCUGCGUUUCAAGUACAGCCCRAGGAAUGCGCCCCGGAGCGAGCAGACGGGCUUGAACCCCAAUCUGGACCGGGACUGGCACACCAGCUACCUCUUCCCUCUUUUCCAGUUGCCUGGCCCUAGGGAGGCCAAGUUUGCAGACGGUGGAACGCCAGGAUAUAUCCGGGAAGGCUUCCUGGCAGUGCAGCAUGCCGUGGACAGAGCCAUCAUACACUAUCACACCAAUGCCAGCCUGCUGGAGAACAUCACCGUGGUGGUGCAGCGCUUCCCGUACCCAUCCUACGUCAAUGACCUCUUCCUUCUUGCCAUCCAGAACCAGCUGCCCCUGCUGCUCAUGCUCAGCUUCACCUACACCUCCCUCAACAUCGUCCGCGCWGUCGUGCAUGAAAAGGAGAAGAAGCUGAAGGAGUACAUGCGCAUGAUGGGCCUCAGCAACUGGCUGCACUGGAGCGCCUGGUUCCUCAUGUUCUUCCUCUUCCUCCUGGUGUCCGUGUUUUUUGUCACAGUGCUCUUCUGUGUGAAGGUGAGCGAGCAGGGAGCAGUGCUCACCAACAGCGACCCCACGCUGGUGUUCACUUUCCUCGCCGUCUUCUCCAUCUCCUCUAUCUCCUUCAACUUCAUGGUGAGCACCUUCUUCUCUAGAGCCAAUGUUGCAGCUGCUGCUGGUGGCUUCCUGUACUUUUUCUCCUACAUCCCCUACUUCUUCAUCUCACCUCGCUACGACCUGAUGUCCCACAGCCAGAAGCUGGCGUCCUGCCUCAUCUCCAACGUGGCCAUGGCGAUGGGCGCCCAGCUCAUUGGCAUGUUUGAAGGAAAAGGGACUGGCAUUCAGUGGAGGGACCUCAUGAAGCCAGUCAGCGUGGACGACAACUUUACCUUGGCCCAAGUGCUGGGGAUGCUGCUGCUGGACUCGGCUCUCUACGGCCUCGUGGCCUGGUAUGUGGAGGCCGUCUUCCCCGGCGAGUACGGCGUGCCGCAGCCGUGGUUCUUCCUCUUCACGCCCUCGUACUGGUGUGGGCGCCCUCGGACUGUUGUGGGAAAAGAGAAGGAGGAAGAGGAGGAUCCCGAGAAGGCCCUGAAGAGCCAGUACAUUGAGGAAGAGCCAGCCGAUCUGGUGUCAGGAAUCAAGAUCAAGCAUCUUUCCAAGGUCUUCAAAGUGGGAAACAAGACAAAAGAGGCAGUCAAGGACUUAACCGUGAACAUGUACGAAGGGCAGAUCACCGUCCUGUUGGGACACAAUGGUGCUGGGAAGACCACUACGCUGUCCAUGCUCACAGGCCUGUACUCCCCAACAAGUGGGCAAGCGUACAUCAACGGCUACGAGAUCUCCCAGGACAUGGUUCUGAUCCGACGGAGCCUGGGCUUGUGCCCCCAGCACGACGUGCUCUUCGACAACAUGACGGUGGAAGAGCAUCUCUACUUCUAUUCAGGGCUGAAGGGCUACCCGUCUUCCAAGUGCCCCGAGGAGAUCAACCACAUACUGAGGAUCCUGAACCUGGAGGACAAACGCCGCUGCCUGACUAAGGCUCUCUCUGGCGGCAUGAAGCGCAAGCUGUCCAUUGGCAUCGCCCUCAUCGGGGACUCCAAGGUGGUGAUGCUGGAUGAGCCAACGUCAGGGAUGGACCCAGCUUCCCGCAGGGCUACUUGGGACCUCCUGCAGCAGCAAAGGAGCAACCGGACCAUCCUGCUGACCACUCACUUCAUGGAUGAAGCUGACCUGCUGGGGGACCGCAUAGCUAUCAUGGCCAAGGGAGAGCUGCAGUGCUGUGGCUCUUCGCUCUUCCUCAAGCGUAAAUAUGGGGCAGGAUAUCACAUGGUGAUGGUGAAAGAGCCGUAUUGUAACCUGGGGGAGAUCUCCCGCCUCAUCUGUCACUACGUGCCCAACGCCACCAUGGAGAGCAAUGCCGGCGCAGAGCUGUCCUUCAUCCUGCCCAAAGAGAGCACGCACAGGUUUGAGGCGCUCUUCACGGAGCUGGAGCAGAAGCAGGAAGAGUUGGGCAUUGCCAGCUACGGUGCCUCUGUCACCACCAUGGAGGAGGUUUUUCUGAGAGUUGGGAAGCUAGUGGAUUCCAGCAUGGAUAUCCAGGCUAUCCAGCUCCCUGCUCUCCAGUACCAGCAUGAGAGACGCUCCAACGACUGGGCCAUGGAUGACUCCAGCAGCCUGAGUGGAAUGACAGAUAUGACAGAUGACAGCGGGGCGCUCAUUACAGAGGACUGCUCCAGCAUCAAACUCAACACAGGGUUCUACCUCUGCUGCCAGCAGUUCUACGCCAUGUUCAUGAAGAGAGCCAUGUACAGCUGGCGCAACUGGAAGAUGGUGGCAGCCCAGUUCCUUGUGCCUCUGGUUUUCACUGCCUUUGCCCUCAUUGUUGCCAAGACCUUCCCAGGACCCAGGGACUCCUCCCUGCUGAGGCUGAGGCUGGAGCCCUACGGCCAGACUAUUGUGCCUUUCUCUGUCUCUGCUACCUCGGGUCUGGCGCAGAGGUUGGCCGAGCAGUAUGUGGAGCUGCUGGAUUCCCAGCACCAGUUGCCGCUGGAGGUGCUAGGCGGCCUGGAGGAGUACCUCAUCUCGCGAGCAUCCGAGGAAGGGGGAGCCUUCAACGAGCACUACGUUGCUGCUGCCUCUUUUGAGGGAUCUGGAAACCACACGGUGGUCACCGCGCUGUUCAACAACCAGGCGUACCACUCCCCUGCCACGGCGCUCRUGCUGGCCGACAACGCCGUCUUCCGCGCGCUGGCAGGCCCCAACGCRUCCAUCACGGUCACCAACUACCCUCAGCCCCGCAACAUCACUGAGAAGGCCAAGGACCAGCUCAUGGAAGGCCAGACAGGGUUCGCCAUCGCCAUCAACCUGCUCUACGGCAUGGCUUCACUCGCCAGCACCUUCGCGCUCCUCCUGGUCAGCGAGCGGGCCAUCAAAGCCAAGCACGUCCAGUUUGUCAGUGGAGUCUACGUGGUCAACUUCUGGCUCUCUGCCCUGCUCUGGGACAUCAUCAACUUCCUCAUUCCUUGUGCUCUCAUGCUGGUGAUAUUCCAGGCCUUUGAUGUGCAAGCCUUCACUCAAGACAGCCACCUCGUUGAUGUGAUGCUGAUCUUCCUCCUUUAUGGCUGGGCCAUUAUCCCCCUCAUGUACCUCCUCAGCUUCUUCUUCUCGGUAGCGGCCACUGCCUACACACGUCUCACCAUCUUCAACAUCCUCUCAGGCACAGCCACGUUCCUUGCAGUCACCAUCAUGAGCAUUCCAGAACUGGGCUUGGUGGAUCUCUCCAGAACCCUGGAUAAAGUCUUUCUCACCUUACCCAAUUACUGCCUGGGCCAGUGCAUCAGUGACUUCUACCAGAACUAUGAGUUCAUUCAGUUUUGCACCUCCUCUGUYGAAGCGAUCUUCAUCUGCAAGGCGUUCAAUAUCAGUUAUCAGAUGAACUACUUUUCCUGGGAGAUGCCUGGGAUUGGACGAUACCUGACAUCCUUGACCAUCCAGGGCUUCUUCUUCCUCUUCCUCCUUUUCCUCAUUGAGACAAACCUUCUCUGGCGAUUAAAAACCUUGAUCUGUGGCAUCUGCAGGCGGAGAAAAUGGGUUGCACUCCUAAACAGGGUGCCUGUGCUGCCCGAAGACCGGGAUGUAGCUGACGAGAGGAAAAAGGUUUUAGAGUCACCACCAGAGCUGCUGUCGUCACUGAGCAGCCCCCUGGUCAUCAAGGAGCUCACGAAGGUCUAUGACAGCCGGGAGUCCCUGCUGGCAGUGGACAGGAUCUCCUUGGCAGUUGGCAAAGGGGAAUGUUUCGGCCUGCUUGGCUUUAACGGAGCGGGCAAAACCACCACCUUCAAGAUGCUGACCGGCGACGAGAGCAUCACAUCGGGCGACGCUUUUGUGGAUGGCCACAGCAUUCUGGCCAACAUCAAAAAGGUGCAGCAGCGGAUUGGCUACUGCCCGCAGUUCGAUGCCCUCCUGGAGCACAUGACGGGCCGCGAGACCCUGAGCAUGUACGCCCGGCUGCGGGGCAUCCCGGAGCGCUACAUCGGCAGCUGYGUGGAGAACAUGCUGAGGGGGCUGCUCUUGGAGCCCCACGCCGACAAGCUAGUGAGGACCUACAGUGGUGGUAACAAGCGGAAGCUGAGUGCUGGCAUCGCUCUCAUCGGCGGCCCCCCGGUCAUCUUCCUGGAUGAGCCCUCGACGGGCAUGGACCCCGUGGCCCGGCGUUUGCUCUGGGAYGCAGUCACGCGGACACGAGAGUGUGGCAAAUCCAUCAUUUUCACUUCCCACAGCAUGGAAGAAUGCGAGGCCUUGUGCACCCGCCUGGCCAUCAUGGUGAACGGGCAGUUCAAGUGCUUGGGCAGCCCCCAGCACUUGAAGAGCAAGUUUGGCAGCGGCUACACGCUGUUGGCCAAAACGCGGAGCGACGAGGAGGGCGAGCUGCUGGCCUUCAAGGCCUUUGUGGAGAAGACUUUCCCAGGYAGUGUUUUGAAACAUGAACACCAGGGCAUGGUACAUUAUCACCUGACCAACAAGAACCUGAGCUGGGCACAGGUCUUUGGGGCCUUGGAGAAAGCCAAAGAGAAGUAUCACUUAGAAGAUUAUUCAGUUAGCCAGAUAUCUCUGGAGCAAGUCUUCAUGAGUUUCACUCGCUUCCAGCACUACACAGAGGACCGAGGGAAAUGAACCCACUGGUGCCCUUCUUCAUGAACUGGCCCUGCUGCCUAUACAUACUAUAUAUAGAGACAGUAAUUUAUAUAUCAACGUGUGUCUUAAAUAAUGUAUAAAUGUAAGAAAAUUUUCACCGGGGGAGGGCGAGAAUGGAACCACCUGCUCUUGGGCUCCGGGAAUCACAACUGGGGUGUGUGUCGCUGGCCGCUGCAGCGCACGUGCGGGGGGUACGUGUGUGUGUGUGUGUGUGCAUGGGGGUGCAGGUGACACUUCACUCUUCAGCUUCCAUUCCCAGCUACAGCAAAAAACGUCCAAAAAGCAGCAAGACAGAGUAGAUGGAUGGAGAAAGAAAGGGCAGCGUGGAGGUAGCUCCAUCCUCGACUCCCGACGUGGCUGGCAGCAGGGUAGGACCGCGGUACCGUCGGGUUCCUCUUGCUCGUGCGGCGAGUUGGAAGGGAAGUUGCUGCCCUGAUGCUGCCGUGUUUCCAACCCUGCCCGAAACGCCUGUGCAUCGGGAUGCUACUUUGUGGUCUUCACACGCAUGUCAAAUUAUAUUCUGUUAGGUGGUUUGCUUGUGAUUUAACAGGGUACUGUUAAAUAGCUUAGAUCUAAAAUGGUCACUGGGUUAUUUUGGAUGCAUCGAGGCUGUCUUCUUAGAAGCACUUGCAGUCUAGGUGCAGGGGAUGUGAAGGAACAGCCUCUGUUUCUCCCUGCAGCACAUUUUCCGUCCGUUCUGUUGGCAGCACAAGGCAGGCACAGGCUCUGUCUCUCUUUAACCUCCUGGAAAAGAUGUGCCCUGCUGCCUACUUGGCGCUGGCCCAGCUCUGCUGCGCGUCACCGCAGCUGUCAGCACCGCGCGGGSAGACGAGCACACGGGCUGCUCUGCGCAGAGGCCGGUAUCGCCCUGCCUCGAGGAGGCCGUGGGGACGCGCGUGAGGCAAGGGCAAGGCCAGAGCUGCUCUCACCUGCUGGUUGUGAGGGCGCUCGGUGUUUGCUGGCGGCGCGGCCGGUUCUUGGGUGCUUCGGUGCUGGCCCCAGGCCGGGCUCAGGGGCCGGGCUUGCUGCUGCGGCCGUUGAAAGGUUUAGAAAACUGCUCGGCCUGGGCUGGGCCGCAGCGGCGGCAGCUGCAGGACUGCCGGCACGCGCCAAGGGGCAGUGACGCUGGGGCUGCCCCCGCGUCCUUGUCCCGUGUCUGCCCUCGCGCCCGAGAGGCUCCGCGCGGCGCCUGCUGCCUGUUCCGCGGCUCCGGCCUCAGCCCCGCCUGCGCCCACAGCCCGCUCCGCUGCCGCCUCGCCGCGCACGAGGCAGUCGGUCCGGCCAGGCAGAGCCAGGGCUAGCAAGGGCAGCUGGAAGUUGUAUUUGGGGCAUUUCCCAGUGGUUGGGUGGCUUUUUGUUUGUUUUAUAUAUAUAUAUAUAUAUUAUAUGUGUGCGUGUUGGUUCUCGUCUGUCUCCAACUAGUCCCUGUUUCACUUGGGGGCAGUCCCCUCCUGGCUGACUGCCCCGGGAUCAAUGCAGAGCUAUUUGCACUAUAGUAAUACACACAAUUGCACAUACUAAAUCAAUUAAUAGUACGGGGAGGGGGGUGGUGCUGAUUCCCUUCUAGUGAUUGUAAGGGCAGGGGUUGGGUUGUAUUUUGGGUUGGGCUUUUUGUUCCUGUAACUGAAUCAUUCCUUCCUGCUCCAUUUUUUUCCCCCUACUGCUGAUGUUUCAAAUGGUCGUGCAUCAUGUUACUAAGAUUUUCCCUGGUCGGAACGGAGCGUGUUUGUGCUGGGAAGCAGCCGCUCGGUGAAUGGAAGSCCCAGCUCCUGUCUGCUUGCCCUCCUUGGCAGAGCCUUCACRCGCCUCAUCUUGAACAGGGGUGAGAGCAGCAGUGUGCGGAUGGGAAGAGGACGUGGAGGGGGGAGAAAAUGCAGGGUAGGGGUUUAGGGCAGGUAGUGCAAAACACAGAGCACCGAUGUGUGGCAGCCUUGGGGCCUGAUGGCGGUUGGAGAGGGCAAUCCCUGCAGGGGCAGCAGGAGCAGAAGGGCUCUCCGGGGGGUGGCAGCAAGGGCCACGUCCCUCUUCAGGCUGCGGUGCCGGCCGGGAGGACGGCAGCCCGGAGUGCUUGGGCUGAGUUUGCACGUGCUCAGAGGCAGCCCUGCUGCACCCCGCUCUGGGGCAGCGUUUCACUUGCUCAGACCUAAGCGACCUGGAGCAGCAGCUUUUCUCCUCAGCGCCGAGCUCUGCUCACCCCGGCCUCCCGCCGAGGAAGCGGCCRGGGGCUGUGCAUGGUGCUACUCACUAUUUUCAUUUACAGGGAGGCUUCCACGUUGCAGUGGGCACAGGGCAAGGCUGAGGCGAGUGCUAAGAGCAGGUUUUAGAUGAGGCAGGAGCAACCCCGUGCUGGCUGUGCCCGGUAUGAGUGCAGAGGCAGGUCCUGCCUGGGGCCCACUGCAUGGGUGCUGCUGCUGGAGAGGACGAGCUCUGUCGAGCCCUAGGUCGGUCACCUGCUGCUUCCCGGCCCAGCCUGGCACAAGGUCGUGAGCAGGGCCAGGGCCGGAGGCGCUGCCUGCUCCCCCUUGCUGGGACACAGGGCAGACAGGGGCUGGCAGCAGUA